This is a messenger RNA of Austrofundulus limnaeus, 1209 nucleotides long. RefSeq names its product myozenin 1b (gene myoz1b). Gene Ontology annotation, molecular function: FATZ binding; telethonin binding; actin binding. Lineage: Eukaryota; Metazoa; Chordata; Actinopteri; Cyprinodontiformes; Rivulidae. The transcript has 6 exons. The record is from RefSeq and is a predicted model, not a curated record. The coding region runs from base 123 to 869 and encodes 248 amino acids. Gene Ontology annotation, cellular component: Z disc; actin cytoskeleton.
GCUGAUUUGGUUUCACUGUCUUGCGGGGCAAAGACGAGGGCAGUCAGCACCAUAGGAGCUCUGCGACUCUAGAACACUGGUGGUCCGGGACCUUUCUGUGGGACACCUGACGCUGCACAGCCAUGCCUUUAGCAAAUCCUGCCCCUUCUAACAAAAGGAAUGCGACCGGCAAGAUCAUCACGGACCUGUCCAACAUCAGCCAGAAGGAGGAUGAGUUGAACCCCGAUGCCGCCGAGCUGGACCUGGGCACCAAGAUAAAGACGCCCAAGGAUGUGAUGCUGGAGGAGCUCUCCCUGAUGAAAAACAAGGGAUCCAAGAUGUUCAAGAAGAGGCAGGAGAGAGUUGAGAAAUUCAUCGUGAGCAACGCCAACCUGCAGAACCUCCAGAACCUGCUGAUUAUUCCUCCUCCUGUUCCACCAAAACCUGAAAUGCCAAAAGAAGAAAAGGUGGAGGAAACAGUGAAUAAGGAGGAAGAGAAGGCGAAGAGGAGAAAGGAGUAUGUGCGUACCUACGUAUCRCCAUGGGAAAGGGCCAUGCGCGACAACGAGGAGCUUAAAGCCACUAUGAAGCCUCUCAUGCCAGGACCCAUCCAAAUCCACCCAGAUCUGCCUCAGUACAAGAGCUUCAACAGGUCAGCGCUGCCAUACGGCGGUGUUGAAAAGGCGUCCAAGACGCUCACCUUCGAGCUCCCAGAGCUCAGCGACAUUGGCGAGGAGCCCGAGCCUCUCCCCACCCAGCAGGCUGACAUCCGCUCACGGCCCUCCUUCAACCGCACGCCCAUCGGCUGGGUCUGCAGCGUAGACAAUUCACACAUCCACUCGGACCUGGAGGCCGAGAACCCCUUCAACGGAGAGACUGAUGACCUGUGAACACACACACACACAUGCAGACCCAAGCAUAUUUACAACACAAACAGUCAGAAACACACACAUGCACGAAGAAUCAACUUUYACGUGUGUUUGGACACAAAACUAACAGGUGAUUUACACAAACUGAUAAUAUUAGACGUUUGAACUGCAGGAGAACACUGAAUCACACUGAAAUCUGACUGAACUGAAUGGAAUAUAAGAAAGUAUCCAACCUUUCAGAAUAAAAGUCUUAUUGUCAGAUUGGCGUGAGUAUCAAURAGCACUGUACACUCUUAAAACAAUGUAAAAAUGCAAUAAAUGAGAAUGUUUCUUAUUGCUUGUGGACAUCCUCACAUUUGAA